AUGUGGGUCGCCUCAGCCUCAACAUCAGGGACAGAACGAGAGCUCCACACCCUUGAAGUUGGUUGGCAGGUGUGUAAAGGGCUCUACGGGGACAAUCUCCCUAAGUUAUUUGUCUAUUGGACGGCUGAUACAUAUAAGACGACUGGAUGCUACAAUUUAAAAUGUCCGGGCUUUGUUCAAACUAACAAGAAAAUUCUACUUGGAGGAUCAUUUACUAAAAUUUCUAAAUAUAAUGGAAAACAAUAUUGUUUUACCCCAAUGAUCUGGAAGGAUUCAGAGACUCAGAAUUGGUGGCUUAGGGUUGGACCUGACAUAAUUGGGUACUGGCCAUCCUCCUUGGUUCCACUCUUAAAGAAUCAUGCAAGUCUGGUUCACUUUGGUGGGGAAAUAGUGGAUACUGGGCCAAAUUGGUAUCACACUUACACUCAAAUGGGUAGUGGAAAUUUUCCCAACGAAGGUUUUGGAAGAGCUGCAUACGUUAGAACGCUACAAGUUAUGGAGGCUAACAACUACUUGACUCAAAUACCGAUUCCACAAUUUGAGGCAACAUUCCCAAAUUGUUAUGAUAUAAAACAAGGGUUUAGCAAUAAGUGGGGCAAAUACUUUUACUAUGGUGGACCUGGCCAAAAUAGUAAAUGUACCAGAGGGAACAAAUAAUAUAGAGGUAGAAGUAUAAAUGUGAACAUUAUUUUGAAACAAAGUCUCUUUUUGGAGAUUGUGAUUGUUUAUUAAUUUAUCAUGU
Cicer arietinum (chickpea) is the source of this 742-nucleotide messenger RNA. Lineage: Eukaryota; Viridiplantae; Streptophyta; Magnoliopsida; Fabales; Fabaceae. The record is from RefSeq and is a predicted model, not a curated record.